Molecule: messenger RNA, 1164 nt
Organism: Penicillium verhagenii
Lineage: Eukaryota; Fungi; Ascomycota; Eurotiomycetes; Eurotiales; Aspergillaceae
Product: DUF3431 domain-containing protein
Exons: 4
Coding region: 1-1164 (387 amino acids)
Source: RefSeq, a predicted model, not a curated record
AUGAGACGAGCGACCGUCUUCUCCAAUAAGCCCGGAUCCACCGCUAGCUCAAGGGUAUUCAUCUAUUUAGGUCUAGCGGUCAUCGCUUUCCUACUCUUGUACCAACUGCGUCUGAACCACGACUCGCUGCGUUCCAUCACGUCUUGGAAAGUCGGAUCAGCCGCCAUUACGACUUAUGAUCCCGAUACUGGUGAUGAUGCAGGUGACUGGGUUUCAGCCGCUUUGAAUAGUACUGUGCAGUCGAAGACUAGUGCCAUGCAGCAAGUGAACCCAACAAGAAAGCCAGUUGCAGACGCGCUUGCAGACGGAUCUAUACCCACACCGGAUUAUUCGGCUAUACCUAUUUUGCCUACACCGAAUGAAAAGGAACUCGUAAUUGCCGCUAUGCGCAAGAGUGAUAUGUCCUGGGUCAAGGACUUUGUAUCUCCGGAUUGGAUUUUGAAUAUUUUUCGGGCUGAUAUACCGGCCGGCGAAGCUGAAUUCACGGUUCCGGAAAACAAAGGCAAUGAAGCCAUGGUCUAUCUCACAUACAUUAUUGAUCGAUACGGUACCCUUCCCGACGUAACGCUCUUCGUACAUGGCGGGAGAUACCAAUGGCACAACGACAAUCCUCUCUAUGAUUCCGUCAUCUCAAUAAACGCCCUCCAGAUAGACCACGUCCGCAAUACCGGCUACGUCAACCUGCGUUGCUCCUGGAUGAUCGGCUGUCCAGCUGAACUCGAACCCGCCCGCUAUCUCCGCGAAAGUCCUGACGACCAGAGCCAUCCCACCGCCAUGGAAUUUCCCCAUAGCUUCAUGGAACUUUUCCCGGGCACCGAAGUUCCAGAGCUUGUUGGCGUUCCAUGCUGCAGUCAGUUUGCAGUAUCUCGAGAGACGAUUCGCGCGCGCGGGAAAGAGGAUUAUGUCCACAUGCGAGACUGGUUGCUUGCAUCACCAUUAGAUGCGAGUACCAGUGGGCGUAUUUUUGAGUAUUCAUGGCAUAUUAUGUUUGGCAAAACGUCGCAGUUCUGUGUUGAUCCUGCUGGGUGUUACUGUAAUAUCUAUGGGUAUUGUAAUAUGACAGAGGAUGAACUGAGAAACCAAUGGGUUUUCAAAGGGGUGACCCUUCCGGAAGGUUGGCCUGCAAAGGGUUGGCCAGAGCCAGAGCCACAGCCACAGAACUAA